Molecule: messenger RNA, 1767 nt
Organism: Pollicipes pollicipes
Lineage: Eukaryota; Metazoa; Arthropoda; Thecostraca; Pollicipedomorpha; Pollicipedidae
Product: thyrotropin-releasing hormone receptor
Exons: 6
Coding region: 346-1767 (473 amino acids)
Biological process (GO): G protein-coupled receptor signaling pathway
Cellular component (GO): membrane
Molecular function (GO): thyrotropin-releasing hormone receptor activity
Source: RefSeq, a predicted model, not a curated record
AUCUGAGGACGAAUAGAGGUGGAUCGGCUCCGCUGUGGACGGACAGAGGUGAAUCGGCUCCGCUGUGGACGGACAGAGGUGGAUCGACUCCGCUGUGGACAGACCGACCGGCUCAUCUGUGGACGGCAGAGGCUCUGUGGACCCCACUGGCUGGGGACCGACAGAUCCGGGGCAUCCGACCGUGCACAAGCAGGCCAGCGGGCGGUCUGCCUGCGCAGAGCAGAGGCGGGUCGGAUCGCUCCCGGAUCGAGGCCGAGUAUCGGCAGCUGAGGGACCGCCCGGACGCUCCCCGCGCCAGCGCAGCUUCUGAGGCGACCGCGCGGGGCGUCCAGCUCGUGACGACCCAUGGAGCGACCCGUCGUGGCCCGGCCGCUGCCAAAGCCGCUUUUGCUGCUGCUACUGCUGCUGCUGCCGCCGCUGCUGCUGCCGACUGUCCGCGGCGAGGACAUCGCGUCCUUGCUGCCGGCGCAGUGCACCGAGAACACGUCCGCGAUCGGCGAGGCGUUCUUCUGCUCGUGCCUGGACGACAGUGGCGUGCGCCUCGAGGGUAACCUUACCGGCCAGAUGAUGCGCAGUCGGGAGACCAUGAUGCGCGUGUACAACUGCACGAAGCUGUACGGCGAGUUCAUGGAGAUGAACUUCAGCUUCCCGCUUUACUACUCGUACCCGUAUCGCAGCGUUGGCGCGCUGUUCCAGGGCGCCGUGUUCGUGGUCGGCUUCCUCGGGAACGUGAUGGUGGUGGUGGUGGUGCGGCGGUCUCGCAGCAUGCACACGCCCACCAACUGCUACCUGGUCAGCCUGGCAGUGGCUGACAUCAUCGUGCUGAUUGCCGCCGUGCCCAACGAGAUCUUCAUGUACUUCCUGGUGGCGCAGGCCUGGAUCUGGGGCAACGCUGGCUGCGCCAUUCUCAUCUUCCUGCAGAACAUGGGCAUCAACGCGUCGGCUCUGAGCGUAACAGCGUUCACCGUGGAGCGCUACAUUGCCAUCUGCCGGCCACUCAAGGCGCGCACCAUCUGCACGGUGCAGCGCGCCAAGCGCAUCAUCUUCGCAGUCUGGGCGUUCGCCUUUUGCUACUGCAUCCCCUGGGUAUUCCUCACAACGGUGGUGCCCGUGCACUACAUCGGCAUCAGCGACGUGCAGGAAUGCACGUUCAAGCUGUCACGGCAGGCCUAUCUGGGGUACUUCUUCGCCGACAUGGUGCUGUUCUACGUAGUGCCGCUGGUCCUAUCCAGCGUGCUCUACACCAUGAUCGCCGUCGUCGUAUUUCGGCCUCCGCAGAUCCUGAAGCAGAUGGGCUCCUCGGCUUCGUCGGGCGGUGCGGAGCCGUCUAGCGGCAACAGCGGACGUGCCCAGGUCAUCAAGAUGCUGCUCACCGUCGUCUCCCUGUUUGCACUGCUCUGGCUGCCGUACAGAAGCAUGCUCGUCUACAACUCGUUCGCCCAGACGCCCGCCGACAAGUAUAUGGACCUGUGGUUCCUCAUGUUCGCCAAAACUUGUGUCUACAUAAAUAGCGCCAUCAAUCCGAUCCUGUACAAUGCCAUGUCUGCCAAGUUCCGAAGGGCUUUCCGGCAAGGCUUUCGAAGCCUAUGUUGUAAACGGGCUCAGCGCGACGACGGCGUGGAGCUGGCGGCCGCGCGUCGCCCUGCCGCCAGCGCCCUCGGCGAGCGGGGCCUGGCGAGCCGCUGCAGCGCGUCGGGCAUGAGUCAGCUUUGCGGUGUUGCUACUGAUGUGGUGUGCUUCGCUGGCCAUCCGCCGGCGCUGGAUUAG